Linnemannia hyalina is the source of this 609-nucleotide messenger RNA. NCBI's taxonomy places the organism in Eukaryota, Fungi, Mortierellomycota, Mortierellomycetes, Mortierellales, Mortierellaceae. The record is from the annotation of a GenBank genome assembly.
AUGGCUACGAACGGGUCGUCAUUUGCCAUUGCGACGACACUCAACCGCCCCUCAGAACCAGACUCAGACCUCCGUUCAAAGCACCUCUCACAACCCUACAACAUGCAGUCCAUCAGCACAGAGAGUCUGCCCGCCCUCUUUGGCUCUGCAUCGCUCCGUCGCUCAAACUCGAAUGUCUCCAGAACAAGCAGAAACAACACCUCCUCGCCCGUCCCUUCCUCGACCAACACCAGCUACUCUACUCCUUCCUCACCAGCUCACCCAUUGGCCUCCUCCAAGACAGCGGCGUCUGCUUCCAGCACCAACGGUUCUAAGAGCAACGGGGCGUCAGGAACCUCUUCUUCCUCUGGGCGGUCUUCGUCGCCAAAGCAUCAAUCAGGAACAUCCCAAGCAACAGCAACAACAACGACACCAUUGACGACAGCGUCUACGAGACGGCUCCCGAUCGACAUGAUCUCUGACCAGUUUGAGCUCGAGGGGAGCCACGACCGAAGGCCGAGCAGCUGGGAUAUCAUGGACAUGAUGGCGAUUGACCAGCUCCGACAGUGGUUGGUCUGCUUCUGUGUGGUCAACUUUGAUCUUGAAAAAGGCCAAGGCAAGUUCCCUUGA